AUGAUCCGCGGCGCCUGGAUGUACCCCCGCGGGGGCGCCGCCGGCGGCGCGGUGUGCUGCGCGCCGCGCCGCAGCGACAAGCCGGUGGCCGACCCCGAGCGGGCGCAGAAAUGGCGCCUCUCGCUGGCCUCCCUCCUCUUCUUCACCGUCCUCCUCUCCGACCAUCUGUGGCUCUGCGCCGGGGCCAAGCUGCGGGCGCGGGAGCGGAGCGGCGCCGGGCGGGCGCGGAGCCGCGGGCCGCGGGCCCUGUUGGCGGCCGAGCCGGCGGGCGGCAGCUGCGAGGCCCUGCUCGGUAACCUCAGCCGGGCCCCCGGCCCCUGCCCCGCCGCCCGCGGCGACCUGGACUCGGCCUGCGCCCGGCUGCACGCCCUGCAGCGGCCGCGGGGUUCCCCGGCCGGCGCGCCCCUCCGCUCGCCCCCCGCCGCCGCCCCCUUCUUCGCCUCUCCCUCCUCCAAGAGGACCUUCCUGCAGGCUUACUUUAGGAACUUCAACCUCUCCUUUUGUGAUACUUACACGAUCUGGGACCUGCUGCGGGAGAUGGCCGGCCCGGACGGCCUGGACUGCAGCGUGGACAACCUGAUGGUGGACUUGGUGGUGGCGGCGGCCGGGGCGCUGGGCGGGGAGGCCUGUAGCAGCUGCGUCCAGGCGUACCAGCGGCUGGACCAACACGCUCAGGAAAAAUACGAGGAGUUCGACCUCUUGCUGGAGAAGUACUUGCAAUCGGAAGAGUACUCGGUCAGAUCCUGCCUGACAGACUGCAAGGCUGUCUACAAGGCCUGGCUGUGCUCCGAGUAUUUCAACGUGACCCAACAACAGUGCCGACACCGGAUCCCAUGCAAGCAAUACUGCCUGGAGGUGCAGACCAGGUGCCCGUUCGUGUUACCGGACAAUGACGAGCUGAUCUAUGGAGGUUUGCCUGGCUUCAUCUGUACGGGGCUGCUGGAGAACCAGCUGCCCGACGAGGAGGCCAAGUGCUGCGAGGUGCAAUGGGACUCCUGCAACCACCCCUCAGACAGCAACGACAACACAUCCCCCAAAUCCACAGCGUCAGAGUCACUCCAUUUCCACCGCCACGACCCCCACCUCCAUCACCAGCAGCAGAACCACUACCACCUCUACCACCACCACCACCACCAUCACCAGUACCACCAGCCCCACUCCCCAUCCUUGCUGCCGGUCUCCGCAGGGUCUCGCCUCGGCAGCAGCAGGAUCAGACUGUGCGUGCUGGUCCUGAUGCUUCUCCACACCAUGGUGUCCUUCUCGAGCGUGCACGGCGGCGGCGGGGCGGCCGGCGGAGGGCUCAGCCUGGAGGCCCUGCCCGCCCUGGAGGAAAGCGUGGCACGGGACGAGUGA
This is a messenger RNA of Gymnogyps californianus (California condor), 1353 nucleotides long. RefSeq names its product NALCN channel auxiliary factor 2 (gene NALF2). NCBI's taxonomy places the organism in Eukaryota, Metazoa, Chordata, Aves, Accipitriformes, Cathartidae. Bases 1 to 1353 code for a protein of 450 amino acids. Gene Ontology annotation, cellular component: plasma membrane. The record is from RefSeq and is a predicted model, not a curated record. The transcript has 3 exons. Gene Ontology annotation, molecular function: stretch-activated, monoatomic cation-selective, calcium channel activity. Gene Ontology annotation, biological process: calcium ion import across plasma membrane.